Malania oleifera is the source of this 1977-nucleotide messenger RNA. Its product is annotated as peroxidase N-like. The record is from RefSeq and is a predicted model, not a curated record. NCBI's taxonomy places the organism in Eukaryota, Viridiplantae, Streptophyta, Magnoliopsida, Santalales, Ximeniaceae. Bases 214 to 1224 code for a protein of 336 amino acids. Gene Ontology annotation, biological process: response to oxidative stress; hydrogen peroxide catabolic process. Gene Ontology annotation, molecular function: heme binding; peroxidase activity. The transcript is spliced from 4 exons.
GCCUCAGUACAGCAUGCGUGCCACUUUAAGAGUUUAACUCCAAACCAUUAACCAAUAUGCUUAAAAAAAUAAUACAGUGUCCAUGUUAUUUCGAAGUCUGUCGUUCACCCAUUGAUCAUCUUGGUUAUAAAUAGAGAUAGCCUCAAGGAUUUUGUAUGCGUCUCCAUUUGCCGUAGCUAGCUUGCAGUUGUAAUUGAGAAAAAAUAUAUUUUGAUGAUGAAGAUGUCAAAGAGCUUUAAGGGUUAUUCUUUGUUUCUUGCCUUUUUGAUGUUUUGUGCUGUUGUGAGGUCGCAGCUAACCUCUGAUUUCUACUCCAACACAUGCCCAAAUCUCCUUAGCAUUGUGAGAAAACAGGUUCAAAAUGCUAUAAAGAGUGAGAUGAGAAUGGCUGCAUCUUUGCUGCGACUUCACUUUCAUGACUGCUUUGUCAAUGGUUGUGAUGCAUCAAUUCUGUUGGAUGGAAGUGAUAGUGAGAAACUUGCAGGCCCAAAUCUAAACUCUGCAAGAGGUUUUGAAGUGAUAGACCAGAUAAAAAGUUCUGUAGAGAGUGCAUGUAGUGGCAUAGUGUCAUGUGCUGAUAUAUUAGCCAUAGCUGCUCGAGAUUCGGUUCUCCUUAGUGGAGGACCGACGUGGAAAGUUUUAUUAGGAAGAAGGGAUGGUAUGGCAGCAAACCAAUCUGGAGCAAAUACAGGGCUUCCCUCCCCAUUAGAGGCAUUAGAUGUAAUCACUGCAAAGUUUGUUGCUGUAGGCCUUAAUCUCACAGAUGUUGUGUCCUUAUCAGGAGGUCACACAAUUGGAUUAGCAAGGUGUGCCACUUUCAGCAAUCGGUUGUUCAACUUUUCCGGCACUGGAGUUGCAGACACCACCAUGGACACCGACAUGGCCUCCGAUCUACAAGCACUGUGCCCACAAAACAGCGAUGGAAAUGCUACCACCGCGCUUGAUCGUAACUCCACCGAUCUAUUCGAUAACCAUUACUUCAAGAAUUUGCUCAACGCGAAGGGCCUUCUUAGUUCUGACCAAAUUCUCCACUCCACCAACAGUGACGCUUCCUCGGCGUUCACCAAAACCCUAGUAGAAAGCUACAGCAGUAAUUCAGGUCUCUUCUUUUCGGAUUUCGUCACUUCCAUGAUCAAAAUGGGAAACUCAAAUCCCCUCACUGGCUCUGCUGGAGAGAUUCGUAAGAGCUGCAGGAGUGUUAACUCCCAAGUUGCUCGUAGUUAAUAUGCGAGCACAGUAGUCGUACGUCUUAUAAAUAGAUUUUUCACUCGUAUAAAAAGAAUUUACUGUAUCAUUCAUAUAUUAUUUUAUAUAUCAAAACUAAAAAAUUAUUUUCAUUUCAAAAAUUUCAUCUCGGAUAGUGUCGAGAGUAGACACGAGGAUGGGCCCACACCCAAGUGGGUCCCACACUUUGGAAAUGGGUUUUUGAAGUCUUAAUAAUUGUUUAGUUUUUAUAUAUAAAAACAUAUAUGGGUGGUGGAGUUAGGUCUUUAUAUAUAAAUAAGUAUUCAUAAGAUUUAUGUAAGUUUUAAAAAGAGAUCUUUUAGAUUUAUGUAAGUUUUAAAAAGAGAUCUUUUAUAUUAGAUUUGAAGUUGACUUACGUUUUACUUGUUGAUUGAAUUUGGAAUCUUUCGGUAACGAUUGGGUCUAAUCGACGUAGUAAGUUGGAACAUUUUUGAAAUUUAUCUAAAUUUCAAAAAUUAACAAAAAAAAAAAAAAAAAAGAAUAAAAACUUUGACUAUUUUGAUUAGACUCCAUCUCUCAUCCACUACAUCCACAUUUAAUAAACAAGUGAAACAUGAGUUAUCAAAUAUGAUGAGAUCUCUUUUUGUACUCCAACAUAAAUGGUGUGUGUGUGUGUGUGUAUCAUAUAUAUGCUUGUAGGUAUGAUCGAUAUGUAAGGAUGUUUGUAAGCUUCUCUAAGGUUGUUCUAGUUGUUUUGUGUAUAUUAAAUAAAGCAACUUUAGAAAUUUGUCC